Molecule: messenger RNA, 1061 nt
Organism: Paramormyrops kingsleyae
Lineage: Eukaryota; Metazoa; Chordata; Actinopteri; Osteoglossiformes; Mormyridae
Source: RefSeq, a predicted model, not a curated record
CUGAUUUUCCAGAGGGGAUGAAUGACCAAAACAUGGAAGUAGCUCGUGAGGUUAUGAUCAAUGAAAUGAUGAAGACAAAGCCAAAGGAAUCCCUGGUUAAGAAAGAGAUGGAUGUGACGUUUGCUUUUCGCAGAAAGGAGAUUGUCAAUGAGAAGCCUGCCAUCAGCCAGGUGGUGCAUCGUUGGCCAGCUCUUUUUACAGAAAAUCAGGUUUAUUAUGAAUUUGGCAGAGUGGUAGGGAAAAAUCUCAGGGAAAACUUCUUGGAUGCACUUGACAAUUUGUCUCCAAGCCUCAUGGCCCUCUUCAAAAAGAAGAAAGGCCUUACUGGUCAGCUUUUGGCUGAACUUUUAUGCCAGACAAAGACAACUGAGCCAACAGACGUCAGAUGCCUUUGUCUUCGGGGACUGCCGGUCACCUUGGGCGAUGAUCCUUCUGCAUUCUUCAAGACCUGCUUUGACACAGCUGACAAUGACUUGUACAGGCAAACUCCAGUGGGAUUGCUUUUCAUCGGUGAAGAGAACCUUAAGCUGAACCCAUCCAAAGUGGGAAUCAUCUUGGAAGGGAAUGUGGUGAUGGAUGAUCUGGCCAACCUUCCUCAGGCCUUCUGUGUCCUUUUUGGACUGAUAUAUGCCCUGCACCUGGACUAUCCCAGAUACAUGAAAAACACUUUUUGCUUUGUUCAGCAGGUGAUGUUUAACCUGGGUAAAAGUGAGCUGCCACCCAAAAUUCAGACUCUGAAAAACCAACUUGCAGUGUAAAGAGGUGUUGUUACACUAUUUCUCCAGAUAGGAGAAAGAUUGUUUGUUCUUUUAGAAAAGGGACUUGUUUGCACUGUUAUGCCCUUUUUGUAUAUCAUGUUAUUGGAUUGGCACUGAUAUAUCUAGUUUCAUUCAGAUUAACAAACCAAAACUGAGGAAAAUCAGUUUGCAGUGUUAAGUGGUGUUCUGAAUCAUUGCACCUGAUACCAGGUGCCUAGUUUUAUGUCGUGCUUUUAGAAAAACAAUCUGUUGUGUAUGUUCACAAUAAAGCAUUUUACCCCUAACCGGGGUGUUUUCAACAAA